Messenger RNA from Gossypium raimondii (Peruvian cotton), 3027 nucleotides. Its product is annotated as nucleolar complex-associated protein 3. Lineage: Eukaryota; Viridiplantae; Streptophyta; Magnoliopsida; Malvales; Malvaceae. Gene Ontology annotation, cellular component: nucleolus. Gene Ontology annotation, molecular function: chromatin binding. Gene Ontology annotation, biological process: DNA replication initiation. The transcript is spliced from 13 exons. The record is from RefSeq and is a predicted model, not a curated record. Bases 163 to 2685 code for a protein of 840 amino acids.
AGACCGAGAUAUUAGCUGCAAGCCCGACUCGACCAGAUUGGACGUGGGCUAAAGUUUCCAAACAGGGAUAAACCCUAAACCCUAGCAUCCCUCCUUGCUGCAGAUAUAAAUUUCGUAUGUGUAUCUAAUUCAGAAAGUAAAAAUAAUAAUAAUAAAAUUGCCAUGGGGAAGGGGAAGGGGAAGGGCAAGCAGCGGAAGCAGAUAAUUCUGCCGCCGGAACUCCCACCAGAAAUAGCAGAUGAUGAUAUUGAAGUCUCUGACGAGGACCUUCAAUUCGUGGAUGAAAACAAAGACUACGCUGGCUUCGUCUCUCGCUUGGACACUCAUUCUAUUAACAAGCAAGUCACUCGGGUGGAGGGUGUGAAUGAAGAUGCUUUGGAGGCUUUGUAUGAGAAACGAAGAAGGAAGACAUUGGAGCAGAAAGAGAAUGAGAAAAGUGUUGUUCAAGUUGACCCUGUUGAUGCCCUUCCUGUCAAGAGUUUGGAUGGAGAAGUCUACUACCGUACAUUUUCCCAGACAGCAGAAGUGACUGAAAAUGAAGGAGACGUUGAUAAGAGCGUAGUUAAGCUGACGAAAGCUGAAAGGAGAGCAAAGCUUAAAAAAACAAAGAAAGAGGCCAAGAAAAUGGGGAAGGAAUUGGCUAAAACUGAAGAAGUGCAACCAACUCAACAAGAAGCUGCACUAGCAGAGGUAAAAGAAGACCUCACGGCUGAGGAAGCAUUUGAAGCCAAAAAGCGUAAGCUAGCUGAGCUUGGAAUGGCACUACUUGCAGACCCAGAGGCAAACAUUAAGUCUCUGAAAGAUAUUUUGCAAUUUGCCAAAGAUGGUGAUCACUCAAUUGUAAAGCUUGGACUGCUGUCCUUGUUGGCUGUCUUCAAAGACAUUAUUCCAGGCUAUCGGAUUAGGCUACCUACUGAAAAAGAGCUAGAAAUGAAAGUUUCCAAGGAAGUUAAGAAAAUGCGAUUCUAUGAAUCAACACUUCUUUCUGCUUACAAGGGAUACCUGCAGAAGUUGUUAGCAUUAGAAAAGCAGCCCAGGUUUCAUCAUGUUGUGGUUCGUUGUAUUUGUACUUUGCUUGAUGCUGUUCCUCACUUCAACUUCAGAGAAAGCUUGUUAGUAGCUGUUGUCAGAAACAUAGGCUCCUCAGAUGAUGUUGUAAGGAGAAUUUGUUGUUCAACAAUUAAGUCACUUUUUACCAGUGAGGGGAAACAUGGUGGUGAAGCUACUGUUGAGGCUGUUCGGUUGAUUGCAGAUCACGUCAAGGUUCAUGACUGUCAAUUGCAUCCUGAUUCUGUUGAGGUUUUAAUGUCUUUGUCAUUUGAUGAUGAUCUUGGGAAGCCUGAAGUUCAAGAAGGUAAUAACAAAAUGAAGAACAAGAAAAAUAAAAAGAGAAAGAAUUUUGAGGAGUCAAAUCAGCCUCAAGGAAAUGACAGAAAGAGAAGUAAGCAAGAGACUAUAGCUAAGAUGAAGGAAGAGGUUGCUGCAGACUAUAAAGCUGUUUCCUAUACUCCAGAUGUUGAGGAACGGAAGAGGAUGCAAUCUGAGACACUUUCUGCUGUAUUUGAGACAUAUUUCCGCAUCUUGAGGCAUACCAUGCAAUCUUCUGUAGCCAGUUCUGAAGCAAAUGGUAAUAUAACUUCUGGUGGGUCUGGGGCACAUCCUCUUCUAGCUCCUUGUUUAAGUGGUUUGGGAAAGUUUUCUCAUCUGAUCGACAUGGAUUACAUUGGAGAUCUUAUGAAUUAUUUGAAAAGGCUUGCUGCUAGAGGUAGCAGCUCAGAUAGUUCUGCCCAGAAAGUGCAAAAUUUGACUGUGUCUGAGCGCCUUCGCUGCUGCAUUGUUGCUUUUAAAGUUAUGAGGGGCAAUCUUGAUGCUUUGAAUGUUGAUUUACAAGAUUUUUUUGUCCAGCUUUACAAUCUUGUACUUGAAUUCAGGCCUGGAAGAGAUGAAGGUGAAGUUUUAGCUGAGGCUCUUAAGAUAAUGCUAUGUGAUGAUAGGCAACAUGACAUGCAAAAGGCAGCUGCAUUCAUAAAACGCUUAGCCACAUUCGCUUUGUGCUUUGGAUCUGCUGAAUCCAUGGCUGCAUUGGUAACAUUAAAACAGCUUCUUCAGAGAAAUGUGAAGUGCCGAAACCUAUUAGAAAAUGAUGCUGGUGGUGGCUCUGUGUCAGGAUCUAUUGCUAAAUACCAACCAUAUGGCUCAGAUCCCAGCUUAAGUGGUGCACUUGCUUCGGUACUUUGGGAACUAAAUCUUCUAUCUAAACACUAUCAUCCGGCCAUUUCAACACUGGCAUCAGGCAUCUCAAGCAUGAAUUCUGCACAGAACCAGGUUUAUAUCUCCAUUUCUCCUCAACAAGCUUUUAAGAACUUGUUGCUGGAAGCGGGGUCAUUCGAGUACAACCAACAGGGCGGUACACAGAAGUCAAAUAAGAGGAAAGGCAGAAGCACUGCACUUGCCUCAACAUUGGCUAGUGUUGAACCUCCUCCGGUAGAUGAAAAUGAGGUGAGCAAGAAGCUCAGAAGGCAUUUCAUUCUUCUUUGGGACAUUAAAGAGAACGAGAGAUUAAGGGGUGAGUUGGAUCGGACAACAUCAGCCCUACAGUUAUAUGAAGAAUACAAGAAGCAACGGAAGCCAGCCACUCUGAAAAACAAGAAAAGCAAAAAAGCAAGAACGACGGUUGGGAUGUGAAAUAUGCAGAGGGAGUGUUUUGCCAUUGAAUUCACUUCAUUUUUGGAAGUUGGCGUCUGUUAAUGCUGUUAAUUAUUUCAAUUUAGGUUUUAGGUUUUAAGUGCAUCCAUCAUGAUUUUUAUUUCAAUGAGUAUAAUUUUUUUUUUUUGAAAAUAUUGCAAUAUUUAGGCUGUAGGAAAGGAUAUAAUGCCAUAAAAAUAUUGGAGGAAGGGCUGGUUUUCCAUUUUUCUAAAUUUGGUAGCGAUUGAGGAGUUAGCCCAAGUCUAUAGCUAUAGACCUGACUUUGGGGGUCAAUUUUGGGGAUUUAUAGUUAUAGACCUGACUUUGGGUUGGGCUUUAUUA